AUGGAAGCAUGGUUUCGAGAAAAUAUCAUCAAACACAAAGUGGUGAUUGACACGGAUAGAGCAAAUGAGGUUAAAUGGUCGCGGGAUAACAGUAUCUUCGCUGAUGUUCUCCUUCGAGCUGACGAAGAUGACAGCGAAAAUGAAGAGUCGCAAGAAACCAAAAAGUGUGAAAAUGGGAGUCUUGAGGGCGCCGGCAGUGGUAUACCCAUUGGAGGCUUCUCACGGCUAUCCCUUGAUACCCCCAUGAAGAAACCAAAAAGGAAAUCGGUUCUUUUUCCAGCUCAUCGAGCGAUGCUUCUACGUUCGGAGUUUUUCUCGCUCAUGUUUUCUUCCAGCUUCCGUGAGGCUCAAGUUACGGACUAUUUGCAAAUAAUACCAAUCGACUGUUCACCAGACGUGUUGGAUAUAGUUCUCACUUUCUUAUAUACGGAAAAAGCGGACUUCCCUCUUGAAGUUGCAGUUGAUGUUCUGUUCGCUGCGGAUCUGUUACUGAUCGAACGGCUAAAAACAAAGGCAGCCGUCCUCAUUAGCAUAUUGGGAAGCGGAAAUAUCACAUCUCUGAGUUCAAAGCCAUCAGCGGAUACAAAAGAAUCAUCACCAACGAAAGAAGGGAAAGGAGCAAAAGGAAGCGACGAAAUAAUCGAUGUCUAUGAAAUCCUCCGUGCAGCUUGGCUGAUGCGCAUCCAACGACUUGAGGAGUUCGCCGCCCGAUACUUCGCUUAUAGGCUAGAGGCACACAUCAACAACCCUGAGUUCGCACAGCUAGUGAAGGAAUCAGCCGAGCGUAUCCAAAAACGACAAGAAACCGAUUCCAUCGAGUUGGUAGAUGACAUCCGCUACUAUCUCUCCGAACGGUUUAGACUACGUUUCGAGGAUUCUGGUAUAGAUAUCUUGAACUCCGAGGACAAUCCAAACGAAGGCGACCCGGCGGGAAACACCAACACAUCUUCAAACUCUUCCCCUGAAACAACUAGCAACGGCAAUGCCAUAUCGCCCACCCCUUUGUCGCCUCCACCUUCGUCGUUUAACAGAAAGCCUAGUGAUGUUGACUCUGCUAGGGAACAGCAAGGGGACACUCACAACAUCGUCAAUGCAGGACCUCCGAAGACCAAUGGAAAGAGUGAACAAAGUCAUGCAAGCGGUGUCAUUCGGACUUUAGAUGGCCGGGAAGCUGGAGAUGAAUUCUCUAGAGACGCUAUUGAUUAUGAGCUUCUCUUGAACAAAUUGGACCAGCUACUUGAAAAACUAGGCUUGGAUGCCUAA
Messenger RNA from Trichophyton verrucosum HKI 0517, 1263 nucleotides. RefSeq lists its product as uncharacterized. Gene Ontology annotation, cellular component: cytoplasm; ubiquitin ligase complex. The record is from RefSeq and is a predicted model, not a curated record. The coding region runs from base 1 to 1263 and encodes 420 amino acids. The transcript has a single exon. Gene Ontology annotation, molecular function: protein binding. Lineage: Eukaryota; Fungi; Ascomycota; Eurotiomycetes; Onygenales; Arthrodermataceae.